UAGUGUAGUGAGUGGUAGUGGCAAAUGUAAUGGGCGGGCGUCCAUCUUGAAAUUUGUUGGAUUUGAGCCGGUCUAGUUGUGAUAAAAGUGUAUUUUUUUAGCUUUGACUUCACGUUAAUUUAUAGUUUUCAACAAGUUUCAUGUCUGCCGAAACUAUUUAUUAUUUAGAAUAGGAUUAACAACUGUAAUGUGUUAGUAUCAUUACUCAAGACAUAUGCGAUUUCCGGAAAGAGUGUCGCUCAUAAAACCUUAGGUUGGCAGAGGUAUAGUGCAAUGGCAGUUCCUAGUCGAGCCCGGGUCUAUGCCGAUGUCAACUCACAGAAACCAAGAGAAUACUGGGACUAUGAAAGCUAUGUGGUUGACUGGGGCAACCAAGAAGACUACCAGUUGGUUCGGAAACUUGGACGCGGGAAAUACAGUGAAGUAUUCGAGGCAAUAAAUAUCACAAAUAAUGAGAAGUGUGUAGUUAAAAUAUUGAAGCCUGUCAAAAAGAAGAAGAUAAAAAGAGAAAUAAAAAUAUUAGAAAACUUAAGAGGAGGCACAAAUAUAAUAACUUUACAAGCAGUAGUCAAAGAUCCUGUUUCUCGUACUCCAGCCCUAAUUUUUGAACAUGUGAACAACACUGACUUUAAGCAACUGUAUCAAACUCUUUCAGAUUAUGAUAUAAGAUAUUAUUUGUAUGAACUUUUGAAGGCAUUAGAUUAUUGCCACAGUAUGGGCAUUAUGCAUAGGGAUGUGAAGCCACAUAAUGUAAUGAUUGAUCAUGAUAACAGAAAGUUACGCCUCAUUGACUGGGGUUUAGCAGAGUUCUACCAUCCAGGGCAAGAGUACAAUGUUCGUGUUGCUUCUAGAUACUUUAAGGGCCCUGAACUUUUGGUGGAUUACCAAAUGUAUGACUACUCUUUAGAUAUGUGGUCAUUAGGAUGCAUGUUAGCAUCCAUGAUUUUCCGCAAGGAGCCAUUCUUCCACGGUCAUGACAACUAUGACCAACUUGUGCGUAUUGCUAAGGUGCUAGGCACUGAAGAACUAUUUGAAUAUUUGGAUAAAUAUCAUAUAGAAUUGGAUCCCCGAUUUAAUGAUAUACUUGGGAGACAUUCUCGGAAACGGUGGGAGCGGUUUGUGCAUUCUGAAAAUCAACAUUUGGUUUCUCCUGAAGCUUUAGACUUUUUGGAUCGUCUUUUGCGCUAUGACCAUUACGAGCGUUAUACAGCUCGUGAGGCAAUGGAUCAUCCUUACUUCUAUCCAGUUGUUAAGGAGCAGGGUCGAAUGGUGUCCUCAAGUUCUCCAACUCCUAAUGCAUUGCAAGGACCAAUAAAUUCUGCAGAAUAAUUGUUACAAAGAGUUAGCAAACCUCUUUAAAUAAUGCUAUGUAUUGAGUAUAUACCUGUACAAGAUUCCAGAUGACACUGUCAGAUGAAUGCUAACUUCAAGAGGCCACUGGUGGUGUAAAUACCUACACUAGGAUACAGUGAAAAGCACCAUCUCUGUUCAAGUUACAUCUCCUAUGUAAUUCCAAUGUUUGAUAAAAGAAAAUAUAAUUUGGAAAGACAAUAUAAUUUAGUGUUUAAUAUUAGUAAAUCUGGUUUAUUGUUUUGAAGUGUAUCUCUGGUAUUAACUACUGAAUCAAGUCCAUGAAGUGAUCAUGAACUGAAGCUAUUACUUUGUGAGUAUCUAGUGUGGUGGGUGGGUAAAUUGUUGAAGUGAAAACUUAAACAUCUUUUUUUUACGAAAAAAAUCAAUAUUAAUUAUUGAGAAAUGAAAAUCAUCUCGAGUUUCAUUGCACUUGAUCUUUUGCAUUUAUUAACCUAUGGUAUUGAUAUUGUAAUUACUUGUAUAAUAUAAUAUUGAUAACAUCUGCAUACCACUUGCAAGUACUGGUUAGCAGCUUUUCGUUGGUACUUUUAUUUAAAAUUUUGUAUUUAUGUAAUAGAAGUAAACUGUAGAUAUUUGUGAUAUAAAUACAAAAUUUUAAAAUGAUUAAUUAAUCGUUUUCUUUUAUUACAUAUUUUAUAAAGGAGACCAGUAACUUCUAAUGAUUAGACAAUGUCGAAUAAAAUAUUGUUUCUAUUAGUA
Molecule: messenger RNA, 2073 nt
Organism: Amyelois transitella
Lineage: Eukaryota; Metazoa; Arthropoda; Insecta; Lepidoptera; Pyralidae
Gene: CkIIalpha
Product: casein kinase II subunit alpha
Exons: 7
Coding region: 274-1329 (351 amino acids)
Biological process (GO): protein phosphorylation
Cellular component (GO): cytosol; nucleus; protein kinase CK2 complex
Molecular function (GO): ATP binding; protein serine/threonine kinase activity
Source: RefSeq, a predicted model, not a curated record